Messenger RNA from Fraxinus pennsylvanica, 354 nucleotides. Lineage: Eukaryota; Viridiplantae; Streptophyta; Magnoliopsida; Lamiales; Oleaceae. The record is from the annotation of a GenBank genome assembly.
AUGGCCAACAACCGAUGGGUGGACCCUUCUGACGAUUUUCUCGAGCAAAUCCUACGGUUUCCGACGUACGGAGUAGCCGAUAAUAACUUGGUGGGAAAUGAUGCGGCUAGCUUAGCAGGAGCUCCGACUUCGAUGAUGCUCCAGCUCGGCUUGGUUGACGGUUCGAAAUCAGGCACGGAGAACACCACCACCGUCGAUCUGUGCAGAGCCGUACCCAGCCAUCGUCCGUACCUGAGAGUGUUCGUCGGUGGCGAUCUCAGACGGGCAAUGAACANGACGGUUCGAAAUCAGGCACGGAGAACACCUCCACCGUCGAUCUGUGCAGAGCCGUACCCAGCCAUCGUCCGGACCUGA